ACGCCCCCCUUUUCAUUAAGGUCAAUGGUCUCCGUCACCAACAACAUCCACAACAACAAAAUUAAUUUGCUGAAUUUAGGCGAUUUUGCCCAUUCUGAACCGAAACUACGAGUUUCAGAUCAGAUAAAGAAAUUUGAUGACUCACUCCUGAAGCCUACCGGGUCAAACUAUGAGUCAUGCAGAAGGCACAAAGCAAGCAAAGAAAAACAAUAAAGAAUGGUGGGCUGCUUUUGGAAUUAUAGUCUUAUUCACUCUGCUUACAAGACUCCACAAAAUUGCAGAACCAGAACAUGUCUGCUGGGACGAGACGCAUUUUGGAAAAAUGGGGAGUUGGUACAUCAACAGAACUUUCUUCUUUGACGUUCACCCACCUUUGGGAAAAAUGCUAAUUGGACUGUCAGGAUACCUGACGGGAUAUGACGGUCGAUUUGCUUUUGAAAAGCCAGGAGACGUUUAUGAGAAUGUGAAUUACCUGGGCAUGAGAUUUUUCUGUACUUUGAUGGGAGCAAUGACUGUGCCUUUUUCAUUUUUGAUAGUUUACGAACUGACUGAAUCUCUUGAAGCGUCUGUGUUGGCGUCCGCCCUAUUUUUACUAGAUGUAGGGCUGGUUACUUUAAACCAAUACAUUUUACUUGAUCCGAUUUUGCUAUUUUUCGUCAUGGGUUCUGUCUUGGGAAUGGUGAAAGUAGCUUCAAAAUCUAUAAAGGAAUUUUCAUUUGUAUGGUGGUUCUGGCUUGUCUGGACAGGAGUUAUGCUGGCUGGCUCUAUAAGUGUUAAGUUUGUCGGACUCUUUGUUGUUUUGCUCGUAGGUCUUCAUACAAUUUGUGAUCUGUGGGAAAUUCUUGGCAACACAACCAAACCACUCAAAUACUUGGCCCAGCAUUUUUUUGCUAGAGCGUCGUGUCUGAUUGGCAUUCCGAUUUUUCUCUAUGUCUGCUUUUUCUACAUUCACCUCAAAGUUCUCAAUCAUUCUGGAAACGGCGAUGGAUUUUACAGCUCAGCGUUUCAGUCGCAGCUCAUUGGAAAUUCUUUGCACAACGCAAGCAUGCCGAGAGAGGUUGCGUAUGGAGCGGUUGUUUCCCUGAAAAACCAUCGAACGGGCGGCGGCUACCUCCAUUCUCACUGGCAUCUUUAUCCUGAAGGUGUUGGCGCUCGACAGCAGCAAAUUACUGCAUACACGCACAAAGACGACAACAACAAGUGGGUCAUUAGACCCAUCACAGAAGAAACGGAUGCAAGCCAAAUAAAUUUGCUCAAACACGGCAAUUAUGUUCGAUUGGAGCAUUUGGUCACUAGACGCAAUUUGCACUCUCACAAAGAGCCUGCGCCGAUGACUCGGAAACACUUGCAAGUGACAGGAUAUGGAGAAAAUGGCACUGGGGAUGCUAAUGAUGUCUGGGUCGUUCAUAUUGACAGUGGAGUAAAAAAUCAAGUUGUGCAAACAGUUACAAGUAAAUUUAGACUGAUCCACCACUUGCAAAAGUGUGUCUUGACAACCUCAGGAAAGCAGUUGCCAAAAUGGGGUUUUGAGCAACAGGAAGUUUCGUGCAACCCAAAUUUUAGAGACAAAAGUGCCUUGUGGAAUAUUGAAGACAACUAUUCUCCAAAAUUGCCAAAUGUGACGGUCCAGGUGUACGCACCCAGUUUCUUUGAACGGUUCUUGGAGUCACACGCUGUAAUGCUUCAAGGCAACGCGGGUCUCAAGCCGAAGGAGGGGGAAGUCACAUCUAAGCCAUGGCAGUGGCCUAUCAAUUACAAGGGCCAAUUUUUCUCUGGCAACCAAUACCGAAUCUACCUAUUAGGCAACCCAGUAAUUUGGUGGGGAAAUUUGGUCGUCUUGGCCACAUUCUGCAUUUUGUACCUGUGGCAGUUAUUGAAAAGUCAGAGGUCUCUGGAAACUACAAGUCACGAGGAACAAAAAUUACUGCCUUGCUCCUGGCUUUUCAUCGGCUGGGCGCUCCACUAUGUGCCAUUCUGGGUUAUGGGAAGAGUGCUUUAUUUUCAUCAUUACUUCCCUGCCCUGAUGUUCAACUCGAUGCUCUCUGGUGUUGUAUUGAGUUACAUACUUGACGUAAUAAAAAACCAGUUGGCUGGGAAACUGGCGUUUGUGGUCCGCCAUACUAUUCUGGCAUUUCUCGCCUCAUCUCUCAUUUACAGUUUCUACCUAUUUGCACCAUUGGCUUAUGGCAUGUCUGGGCCUUUUGGCAAUGACCCCAACAGCACAAUGAGUUAUCUGCGCUGGCUGGAAUCCUGGGAAAUUUAAUGGAACUAGUGAAUCUCUGUUUUAAUUUAAUAUUUAUUUCAAAUUGCCGAGCAGUAUUUUUAUAUAAAUAAUCAUGAGCUUUUACUACAUUGUAUUUUACUAAUCUCAGAAAAGACUGUAUUAUAACUAUAUUUUGUUUAAAAGAUCGAUGUUUUGUUGGCGGUUGGGGCUGGGUUGGGGUAUUUAAUUUAUAAAAAUAGAUCUAAAUUUC
Neocloeon triangulifer is the source of this 2474-nucleotide messenger RNA. RefSeq names its product protein O-mannosyl-transferase 2 (gene twisted). NCBI's taxonomy places the organism in Eukaryota, Metazoa, Arthropoda, Insecta, Ephemeroptera, Baetidae. The transcript has 18 exons. Bases 170 to 2263 code for a protein of 697 amino acids. Gene Ontology annotation, molecular function: dolichyl-phosphate-mannose-protein mannosyltransferase activity. Gene Ontology annotation, cellular component: membrane; endoplasmic reticulum. The record is from RefSeq and is a predicted model, not a curated record. Gene Ontology annotation, biological process: protein O-linked glycosylation via mannose.